Messenger RNA from Panthera uncia (snow leopard), 2467 nucleotides. Its product is annotated as HLA class II histocompatibility antigen, DO beta chain-like. Gene Ontology annotation, cellular component: membrane; MHC class II protein complex. The record is from RefSeq and is a predicted model, not a curated record. The coding region runs from base 128 to 1027 and encodes 299 amino acids. Lineage: Eukaryota; Metazoa; Chordata; Mammalia; Carnivora; Felidae. The transcript is spliced from 5 exons. Gene Ontology annotation, biological process: peptide antigen assembly with MHC class II protein complex; positive regulation of T cell activation; immunoglobulin production involved in immunoglobulin-mediated immune response. Gene Ontology annotation, molecular function: MHC class II protein complex binding.
UCUAUCGUAAUUGGUUAUCAGUGUGAAGAGUUUCCAAUCCUGAGGUGGGCAGGAAAGUAUUCAUACUCUUAAUAAAUAUUUUUUUGACUGAGUUUUGCGGGGGGUAUGCCCCAUUCUGAAGAAGUUGAUGAUUUUACUGUCUCACUUAUUUUUUCCUUCCAGAAUGCGUUCUGGGUGGGUUUCCUGGAUGGUGGUUCUGCAAGUGAGUGUAAUCAGGCUGGAUUCCUCCAUGACUCAAGGCAGAGACUCUCCAGAAGAUUUUGUGAUUCAGGCAAAGGCUGACUGUUACUUCACCAAUGGGACAGAGAAGGUGCAGUUUGUGGUGAGAUUCAUUUUUAACUUGGAAGAGUAUGCACGUUUCGACAGCGAUGUGGGAAUGUUUGUGGCAUUGACAGAGCUGGGGAAGCCUGAUGCUGAGCUGUGGAACAAUCGGCCAGAUAUAUUGGAGAGGAGUAAAGCUUCUGUGGAUGCACUCUGCAGACAUAACUACAAGCUGGGUGCACCCUUCACUGUGGGGAGAAAAGUGCAACCAGAGGUGGCGGUGUAUCCAGAGAGGACCCCAUCCCUGCAACACCACAAUCUGCUGCUUUGCUCUGUGACAGGUUUCUAUCCAGGGGACAUCAAGAUCAUGUGGUUCCGGAAUGGGCAGCAGGAGAGAGUAGGGGUCAUGUCCACUGGCCUUAUCAGGAAUGGAGACUGGACCUUUCAGACAAUGGUGAUGCUGGAAAUGACUCCUGAACUUGGAGAUGUCUACACCUGCCUUGUUAAUCAUCCCAGCCUGCUGAGCCCUAUUUCUGUGGAGUGGAGAGCUCAGUCUGCAUAUUCUUGGAGAAAGAUGCUAAGUGGAAUUGCAGCCUUCCUUCUUGGGCUGAUCUUCCUUCUGGUGGGGACUGUCAUCUGCCUCAGGGCUCAGAAAGGGUAUGUGGAGACGCAGUUGUCUGGUGAUGAGGUAAUGUCUUCUUCCUUGUCUUUGGGUGGCCAAUUGUUGUCCCUGUGCUUUGGCCAGAGGGAGAGGUCUUGGGGAUAGGGUGUGAGGGUGGCUUUGGCUGGGUGGCACUGGGUGCUGAGUCUCUGGAAUGGGAGGGUGGAGUCCCUCCUCAGACUUUGAUCACUAUUCCUGCAGGUCUCAAGAGCAGUUCCCUCACCAUAGCCACGCUAAGGUCCCAAUCAGAGCUUCUUGCCCUGGAGGCUGAAAUAGUACCGAAUGACUUGAGUUCAAAUGACUAAGUAAAGGACUCUCAUGAGGUCCAUGUUCUGGAGCUACUUCCUUGAGUCCUUGGAGGAGUCCUGACUUGAUUCUAGAGUUCUGUUUUCUGAGAUCAUCUCUCACUCGUCUGCCCUUCUUCCUCCUCCUUGCCUGUGCCAUUAGUCCCCAUUUCCAAGGAUAGUGUGCAGAAAUUCCCACCAAAGCUGACUCCCACCAGCCCCAACCUGCAUACCUCCUAUGGUCCAGCCCUAACCUUGUGAGUUAUCCUCAUGUCUUUCUGUUUCCAACUGCACUCUCCACUGUGUCCAGAAGACAAAUGCUCAGAGGCACUGUUUCCUUUUCACCGUUUUUUAUGACCUUUUUUAUUGUAAAAUAAACCUGAGGAACAGAUAACCAUACAAAAUGUAGAAUUUAAUGAAUUAUUUAAGGCAAAACUCCUGUAAUCACCACUCAGGCCAAGAAAUAGAACUUUACCAGUCAGAGCAGGAGUCUCCCUGUGCCAUAGGCCAAUCAAUCCCCUCUCCCUCCUCUCAAAAGUAAUUAUAUUCUGGGAGGCCUGGGUGGCUCAGUCAGUUAAGUGUCAGGCUCUUGAUUUCGGCUUGGGUCAUGAUCUCACGGUUCAUGAGAUUGAGCCCUGCAUUGGGCUCUGUGCUGACAGUGCAGAGCUUGCUUGGGAUUCUCUCUCCCUCUCUGUGCUCCUCCCCUGCUUGUGCUCUCUCUCUUUCUCUCUCAAAAUAAAUAAACUUUAGAAAAAAGUAAUUGCAUUCUGUUAAUCACUUUUUAAAUUUUUUUUAACGUUUAUUUAUUUUUGAGAGAAAGGGAGAAACAGAGUGUGAGCAGGGAAAGGGCAGAGAGGGAGGGAGACACAGAAUCUGAAGCAGGCUUCAGGCUCUAUGCUGUCAGCACAGAGCCUGAUGCAGGGCUCAAACCCAGGAAUCAGGAACCAUAAGAUCAUGACCUGAGCUGAAGUCAGACACUUAACCGACUGAGCCACCUAGGUGCUCCUUAAAUAUUUUAAAAAAAUGUUUAUUUAUUUUUGAGAGAGAGAGAGCACAAGCAGGGGAGGGGCAGAGAGAGAGAGAGAGAGAGAGAGACAGAGCGAGAUUGAGAGGUAGACACAGAAUCUGAAGCAGGCUCCAGGCUCCGAGCCAUCAGCCCAGAGCCUGACGCGGGGCUCGAACCCACGGACCGCGAGAUCGUGACCUGGCUGAAGUCGGACGCCUAACCGACUGCGCCACCCAGGCGCCCCAACAUUUAUUU